ACGGAGAGAGAUGGCGAGCAUCAACAUGGGGCCGACACCGCUGCCGCUGCUGCUGGGGCUCUCGUGGCUCCUUCUGGCCGUGCUCACGCCUCAUGUCGGCGGUCUGAACGGCGACGAGGACCAGAGCCAGGACACCGAGUGCAAGAUGAAGAGCGUCACCGUGUCUGCGCUGCCUUUUCUGAGGGAAAACGACCUGAGCAUCAUGCACAGUCCGUCGGCCUCGGAGCCCAAGCUGCUGUUCUCUGUUAGGAACGAUUUUCCGGGAGACGUCGUGGUGGUGGAUGACCUGGAAAACACUGAGCUCCCCUUUUUCGUCCUAGAGAUCUCUGGGAAUUCAGAGGACAUCCCUCUGGUGCGCUGGAGGCAGCAGUGGCUGGAGAAUGGGACCCUUCUCUUCCACAUCCACCAUCAGGACGGCAGCCUGAACCUGCCCGAGCCCACUGAAGACCCCGCCAACAACUCUGCAAAGGAGGAGCUGCGAAUCCUGCACAUCUCUGUCAUGGGCGGGAUGAUCGCCCUUCUGCUGUCCAUCCUGUGCCUGGUCCUGAUCCUCUACACCCGCAGGCGCUGGUGUAAACGCCGCCGCAUCCCUCAGCCCCAGAAGAGCGCCAGUGCUGAGGCAGCUAAUGAGAUCCACUACAUCCCCUCCGUACUGAUGGGAGGCCAGGCCAGAGAGAGCCUCAGGAACUCCAGGGGUCAAGGGCCCAACUCUAGCGGCACCCUCAGCAUCAGGGAAACGCCGAUUCUGGACGGGUACGAGUACGACAUCACCGACCUGCGUCACCAUCUGCAGCGCGAGUGUAUGAAUGGUGGUGAGGAGUUUGCCAGCCAAGUCACCCGUACCCUGGACUCCCUCCAGGGCUGCAAUGACAAGAAUAAUAUGGAUCUGGCACCUGUGAGUGACAACACCAAGCUAGCUCUAAUGAACAAGUACAAGGACAACAUCAUCGCCACGAGUCCCAUCGACAGCAACCACCAGCAGAACACGCUGCUUCCACACAACACCUCCACCAGCCAACGCAAACGGCUCUCCAGCAACACCCGAGCGGGUUCAACUUUCUUGAACCCAGACGGGGACUCUGGGACGGAGGCAGACAGCGAGCCUCAGCUGGCCUUUUACACCGACCCAAACCGCAGUCGCCGCCGGAGUCGAGGUAUGAGAAAUGGUAACGCCAACAGCGCGUGGGGCUCAGGGGCAGCAGGUUCCCCUCGGAGCCCCAUCAAUAAGACCACCCUGACUCUGAUCAGUGUCAUCAGCUGCGUGAUCGGCCUAGUUUACUCCUCUCACCUCGCCUGUAGCCUCUCGGUCCGGGUAAUCCUACACGUGCCGGAGCACCUCAUCGCUGACGGCUCCAGGUUCAUCUUGCUGCAGGGGAGCCAGUUAGACGCCUCAGACUGGCUUAACCCGGCUCAGAUUUUGCUGUACUACCAACAGAACGCCAGCGGGCCCUGGGUCAACGAGCUGUGUGGAAGACGCCUCCUGGACCCCUGUGAGCACCAGUGUGAUCCCGAAACAGGAGAGUGCCUGUGCCUCGAUGGCUACAUGAAGGACCCGGUCCAUAAGCACCUCUGCAUCCGCAGCGAGUGGGGGCCCAAUCAGGGUCCCUGGCCUUACACCAUCUUCCAGCGCGGUUUUGAUCUUGUGAUGGGGGAACAACCCUCUGAUCGCAUUUUCAGAUUCACAUACACCUUAGGAGAAGGGAUGUGGCUCCCGUUGAGUAAAAGCUUUGUCAUCCCCCCUGCUGAGCUCGCCAUAAACCCCUCAGCUAAGUGCAAGACGGACAUGACAGUCAUGGAGGACGCUGUGGAUGUACGAGAGGAGCUGAUGAUCAGUUCAUCCUUUGACUCUCUGGAGGUUCUCCUGGAUUCCUUUGGCCCCGUCAGAGACUGCACCAAGGACAAUGGAGGCUGCAGCCGCAACUUCCGCUGCAUCUCCGACCGAAAGCUGGACUCCACUGGAUGCGUGUGCCCUCCAGGCCUGAGUCCUAUGAAGGAUGGGACCGGGUGCUACGACCACCACAUCGGCAUCGACUGCUCUGACGGUUUCAAUGGAGGCUGCGAGCAGCUGUGUCUGCAGCAGCUGGCUCCUCUGGAGGAUGACCCCACACUUUACAACAUCCAGAUGUUCUGUGGGUGCAUCGAGGACUACAAGCGUGGUCCAGAUGGAAGGUCAUGCCUCCCGCUGUCUGAGGUCUGCACUGAGGGAAUAGACUGCGGGGAGUCAGUGGACAUCCCGGCUAACCAGACUGUGUUCGGAGACCUUUUCUACGGGUACAACAACCACACCAAAGAGAGCACCUCCGGACAGAUCCUCAAGGCUACCUUUAGGCAGAAGAACUUUGCCCGAGGCAUCGAGCAGCAGCUCCCAGAUGGCAUGGUGGUGGCAUCAGUGCCAACAGAGGUUCAGUGCCACGAGGAGCUGUCGGACCCUGUGCCCGACCCAGAAUACCUCACAGGCAUGGUGAACUACAGCGAGGUGUCUGGAUACCCGCUGGUCCAGCACUGGAGUCUCCGCUCGGUGCUAUACCACGUCAAACUCAAUCAGUGGGUCCUCUCUCAAGCCUUCAGCUCGGCCAUCCAUUCUCUGGACGGGGCGACGCAGCGGAGCGACUUUGUCUCCAUCCUCAGAGAGUUCGGCAACCACUUUGUUCAGGAGGCGGUGUACGGCUUCCAGGAGUCCUGCACCAUCUGGUACCCCAACAAACAGGUCCAGAGGCAGCUGUGGCUGGAGUACCAGGACAUCAGCAAAGGUAAUUCACCAUCUGAGGAGUCAGAGGAGCGUGACAAGGAACCGAGGACGCUGACCUACCCGGCGUACAUUGCCAGUCUGCUGGACACUGGAGCUAAACGCAUGGCAGCCGGCGUCCGUAUGGAUUGCACCAGCCAGGGCCAGUGUCCACGUGCCUGCCACCUCUGCCACAUGAGCCCCAGAGCGGCACAAGGCCGGCAGCAGUCUGAGCCCGUCCUGCUGCAGAUCACCAAAGCUGCACCCAUCUAUGAGCUGGUGUCCAACAAUGAGACCUACCAGGCUCUUCAGGAGGCCAUGAUGAGCAUGCUGUGGUGUUCAGGGAAGGGCGACGUUAUCGAUGACUGGUGUCGGUGUGAUUCCAGCGCUUUUGGCACAGACGGACUGCCCACCUGUGCCCCACUUCCUCAACCAAUGCUGAAACUGUCUUACACCUACGAGCCCAGCAGCUCAUUGGUCAUCAUGGAGUGGAACCACACGGAGCCACCAAUCGGCGUGCGGAUUGUCGACUACCUCAUCAGCCAGGAGAAGGUGACAGAGAGGAGCGACCACUCCAAAGUUGAGACAGAAACUCUUUUGAGCUUUGUGGACGACAUCCUAUCCGGGGCCAGGUCUCCAUGUGUGAUGUUAGGGGACAUCCCGGACCUCCUGUCCUCCUCCAUCAGCAUGAUCAUCCGCUGCCUGGAGCCCGACACGACCUACAUGUUCAGGCUGUGGGCGGUAGACAACACAGGACGCCGCUCCAGUCCGAGUGAGGUCACUAUCAAAACACCAUGUCCUACUGUGGAUGACGUCAAAGCUCAAGAAAUAGCCGAUAAGAUCUAUAACCUGUUCAAUGGAUACACCAGUGGGAAAGAGCAGCAGACGGCCUACAACACUCUGAUGGAUCUGGGUGCUCCCACACUGCACCGCGUGCUCUACCACUACAACCAGCGCUACGAGAGCUUUGGAGAGUUCACCUGGAGGUGUGAGGACGAGCUGGGACCAAGGAAGGCCGGCCUCAUCCUCUCCCAGCUGGACGAGCUCUCCCCGUGGUGUAAGGGUCUGCUCCAGGAGCCAAAGAUCGGCCUCCGCAGGAUGUCCCUCAAGUUCCUCUCCUGCCGCUACACCGACACCAAGACCUUCGGCCUGAACUGGUCCGACAUGGGCCAGGACGUACACAAGGCGUGUGACGAGCAGACGCUCACCGUCAUGUACAACGACUACGGCGAGCCUAAGGAGCUGUAAAAAAACAGAGAUCAGAGCCAACAAAGACAUGCAGGUUUCACGUUUGUUUCCAGAAGCUGAAUAGAUCGGUGUGUUUUAGAUUUUAUUUGCCUCAUUCAGUUCUCUUAACCAUUGGUAAAUGGAUUCAACAGUUAGACCGUCAGCAGUAGACGGUCUCUAAAGCAGUGGUUCUCAACCUUGGGGUCGGGACCCCAUUGGGGGUCACCAGAUCCCUUUAAAAAAAUUAAGAAUUUUUUUUUAAUUAUGCUGUUGCCACUUCACACCGAUUUUACCAAAUUAUAACCCUUUUUUAUCACUUUUUAACACCAAUUUUGCCAAUUUUAGGACAUUUUUGCUACUUA
Cheilinus undulatus (humphead wrasse) is the source of this 4314-nucleotide messenger RNA. RefSeq names its product astrotactin 1 (gene astn1). Lineage: Eukaryota; Metazoa; Chordata; Actinopteri; Labriformes; Labridae. The transcript is spliced from 24 exons. The record is from RefSeq and is a predicted model, not a curated record. Bases 11 to 3973 code for a protein of 1320 amino acids. Gene Ontology annotation, biological process: neuron cell-cell adhesion; neuron migration. Gene Ontology annotation, molecular function: protein binding.